This is a messenger RNA of Eleginops maclovinus (Patagonian blennie), 3445 nucleotides long. RefSeq lists its product as uncharacterized. Gene Ontology annotation, biological process: steroid metabolic process. Lineage: Eukaryota; Metazoa; Chordata; Actinopteri; Perciformes; Eleginopidae. The record is from RefSeq and is a predicted model, not a curated record. Gene Ontology annotation, cellular component: intracellular membrane-bounded organelle. Gene Ontology annotation, molecular function: oxidoreductase activity.
UCUGAAACGUUUUUGACAUUAAUUAAAUCUGCUGAUAUGGGUGGAGAAGUUGACAUUUUUUGCAAAAUAGAAUACUUUUAAAAUCCAUAGAUCAAAUAUACUUUUCCUCCUCAGUAGAAGGGUUAGUAAGUCCCAUAUCGUCUUAACAGAUCUUCCGUGUAUUUUUGCCUUCUGAGCUUCACUGUUUUAUUCCGGAUGACGUUAGGGUGGGCAGCUUUUCUUCGAAUCACUGCGACUUCCAGGAACCAUUCAUUCAUCACAGGAUUGUGGUGAAAGAGAUGAAGAAGGGGAUCACCUGCUUUCCGUGGUUACCACCCUGGUUUCUUUUUGGAAAGAUUUAGGGGAAGGAAACCUCCCUAGGCCUGGUGUCUAAGUGUCUGACCACAGGGAACCUUUUCCAAAGAAGGAUCUUUCAAAAUCAGUCCAUGGCUAUUGUACAAAGCUGCUGUGUCUGAACCACAGAACAGCAGCCGUUUAGUCGGUAAUCUUGAAUCAAUGACUGCUACCUCUGUUUUGCUUCAGGGGUUAUGUGAAGUCCAAUGAUACAUUAUGAGGUUAUCAAAUUUCCCUGCCAGCAUUUCUUUAUAAACACUGCUGUUGAUUAGAAUUAUUGCUGGCUUGAAACACCUUAAGACAUUAUCAGCUUGAUUUGCCAAGUAUAAGUACAAAUACAAGGAAUCUGACUGGUUCUGGUUGCUCUACAGCUAUUAUGUAUUGAGAAUGUACUUUGUAAAGGUUUGUAGGGGUGGUGGGGGCAAAGUGGUUAGGGGCUUGGCCUGGGAACUGGAAGGCACCCUUCCCUAUACUGCUCCCCGGGCGCCCGUACAUAUGGCAGCCCACUGCUCCUAACACUAGGAUGGGUCAGAUGCAGAACGGUGUUAAUAAAAGUACAUCUUUCUUUCUUUUCCAAAGAGGAACCUUGUCCCAGACUUGGUUUCCCCACAACCACAGCAGUAAAGGGAGCCACAUAACCAUUCAAACCACUCAAGUCAAUGAGCUAGCCAAUCAUAGUGCAGUAGGACAUGAGGAAGUACCUGGCUCCAGUUGUUGUGUAACACUUAAUAACUACGUAACAUUAACUUUAUUGAUCCCUUGAAGGGAAAUUUCUUUCCCCACUCUGUGGCGUUUUACACACACGGAGGAUAUACAUGCUCAAGCAACCACACACACAUGCAGGAGAGAUGGCAGAGCAGGGAGGCUGCCAGGUACCCGGCGCCAGCGAGCAACAUUCAGGGUUCAGCAAGGCACCUCGCAGUGGCUCAGGAAGAGAACUGGCACCUCUCCAGCUACCAGCUCACUCCAUUUUUCUGGUCAUUUUUAGCGUCUGCAAUCUGAGCUAACGCCAGGUAGGCUAACAACACAUCCGCUCCAUUGUCAGCAAAUACACUUUUUAACCGUUUUAAAGUUAAAUCAACAUUUGAAUCAUAAAAGUUAUCAAGAUCCAGUUAUUCUAAAACGGUUGUUGUCCACACUUAACUUUGGGGCAGGAAGGAGCCUUCCCAAUAAUGGUUCUUCCAAUAAAGUCUGAAAUGUCUUAAAUAUCUUAAAUCUUUCCUGUAAUUGGACUCAAGACGCCGAACCAAACCAUGAAUAAAGAUCAAAAGUGUAAGUGUUGCCUCUUCAAAGAUCAUGGGAGUAAGCCAACAUGUUCUGGAAUAAGUACUAUCAUUUAUGGGUCUUGGCAAUGCCACAAUUCUCACGUCUAAUGGCUGUCAUCUCUUAAUAGGGUUUAAUCUUUCAUAUUCAUCAAGAUAAGAGUUUUUAUUCUUAGGGGAAAUGGGCAUUUUACCAAACUUUUCCAGCAAAAGAAACCACCACUUCUUGACAACAGAGGUGUCUUUGUAGUCACAUGAAAAGCUGAACCAAUUGUAUUUCGUCCCUCACACAUUUAAUGAACAACAGGGGUUAUAAUGUGCCCAGUCAGUUCUGUCAGACAGUCUCCAGACACUUCUCCAGCAUGAACACAAUUUUCGUCAUCGGCCAAAUCAUUGGCAUCGCCUCUGUCUCUGCUGCGCUCCUCUUCGUCCUUGCCAAGCUGGUUUCCCGCCGAUGCAGCAGCCAUGUGCAGGACGGUUAUGGCUACGCGGUGCUGAUAACGGGCUGCGACAGUGGCUUCGGACACCAGCUGGCUCGCGUUUUGGACGACAAAGGGUUUGUGGUGUUCGCAGGGUGCCUGGCUCCAGAAGGAGCGGGCGCCCACAGUCUGGCCAAAAGAAGCUCCUGUAAUCUGAAAAUCCUCAAACUGGACGUCACCAGCGACAAAGAGGUGCAACAGGCGAAGACGACGGUCCUCAGGAACCUGCCAGACAAAGGCCUGUGGGCGGUUGUGAACAAUGCUGGAAUCACGGACUGGGCAGAGAUUGAAUGGAGCUCCAUCGAAGAUUUCAAACGCAUGAUCGACAUAAAUCUGUUCGGCUCCAUCAGGGUUACGUCUGCAUUUCUACCUUUGGUUCGUGCUGCUAAAGGUCGGAUGGUUUUCAUGUCGAGCAUCUUUGCUUUCUUUACCUGCCUGAACAUGGGGGCUUACAGCGUCUCCAAGAGAGGCCUGGAGGCGUUUGCAGAUUGUCUGCGGGUAGAAAUGGCCAGUUUUGGAGUGAAGGUCAGCAUCAUCCAGCCGGGUAACUUCGGCCAGGCAACGAACAUCCUGAAGAUGAACGGUUUGGAUAUUUGGGAGAAAUUUGAUGGCGAACGUAAGCAGAACUUCAACCGGCAGUACAUCGAGCAGGCCAAUGAGUACUUCAUGUCCACGUGCAAGUCGGGGUUUAAAGAUGCCGACAUAGUGAUCGACGCCAUGCUGCACGCCAUCACGUCCUCACGGCCAAAAUACAGAUACCUGCUGGUCUCCACCGUGGACAUGUUUUUCUUCCAGCUCUUCCCUUUCCUCCCCACAGCCCUCACCGAUGCCGUGUUCUUGCUCAGCCCCAUGUAUGGCACCCGAAAAGCAUUGCUGUACUCUAAAUAGGAAGAGUCUGCACAUCUCUUAAUGUUUUACCAUGUUUUAUAAUGUGUUACGGUGAUCUAUGGGCUUCUGAUGAUCAUUCACAGCUGAACCUUUUCUUUCUAUCCAUUAGAAAUGUAUCCUUUUCUGUCACCUGGUUUUAUUUUAUCUCGCCCGUAGUUGAACAUAUUAUAUAAUCACCAUAAUGUGUGUGACUCUGGUGUGUCAUUUAAAACAAAAACGGUCGCUGUGACUAACCUUAGUUGAUCUUUGAAAAGCCUGAGGGGCCGAAAUGUCAUUUAAGUUCCAGUGAACUUCUGGUGUCAUUUAUACAAAGACACUUGUAAAGACUUUGCAUGUAUUUAUAUAUUUCCAAUAAACGGAGGACUUUUGUACUUAAAGAGGAACAGAUUACAAAGUUAGAGAAGAGAAAGAAGUUGAAAUGUUGAGACUGUUGGGAAUAAAGUUAGGAAGUCCAAAUUUAGAUUGACUUUGAAUUGUUGAAUU